AAAGCCCUAAAAACCCCUCCCUCUGAUACUUGUCCUAUUCAUAAUAGAACGUUGACAGUGCCAUUCUCCGACGACAGUGCCUUCAGCUGUCAUUAAGUUCUCGCACGGCACAGGUUCUCUCUUUCGCAUUUUCUGGGCAUUCGUGGUUUCGCCGCAUGUUCCAAACAAUUUUUAGGAGAAUGUAGAGAAAGAGAUGGAUUCUUCUCCUUCACCAGACAUAUACAUCCCAGAGCAAUGGUCAGAGGCUGCAGAGUCCAUUGCACACAGUUCAAUGCCUCCUAUUGCUCUUAUAUGUGGUGCCAAGAAUUGUGGGAAGACAACCUUCUCCCGCUAUCUCCUAAAUGUCCUCUUGCACAAAUACACCAAAGUAGCUUAUCUGGAUACUGAUGUUGGCCAACCUGAAUUUACUCCUCCAGCUUUUCUUUCACUAACCAUUGUUCAUAAAGUAACUCCAGAUUUGACAGUUCCAUGCCUGAAAACACCAGAGAGGUGCCUUUUCUUUGGUGAUGUUUCUUCUAAGAGAGAUCCAUCAACAUACUUAAGUUAUGUAUUUGCCAUAUAUGAUUAUUACCAAAAGAAGUAUUGCAUCUAUGAAAAGGGAGAAAAUCCUUGUAAGGUUAAGUUGCCUCUUAUUGUGAAUACUCCUGGCUGGGUGAAAGGUGUUGGUUACGAUGUAUUAGUGGACAUGUUGAAAUAUAUUUCUCCAACACAUGUAGUUAAGAUAAGCAUAGCCAGUGAAAAGAAGAAUCUACCUGCUGGAGAAUUCUGGUUAGAUGGAGAACACGAUGAAACAAUUAACCUAAUUGAGAUAAAUUCUGCUCAUCAGGACUCAUUAAAUAGAUCGUUGCUUGUUCAGAAGGAUGCACGUCUCCUACGUGAUCUACGAAUAAUGGCUUAUUUCAAACAGUGCUUUUCUAGUGAUUCAAAUAUUUCUACAAUCAAGGAACUUGCACAUGCCUUGGCCUCUCACUGUCCUUAUGAAGUUCCCAUUGCAAGCAUAAAGAUUCGACAUCUUCAUUGUGAGGUCCCAAGCUCCGAAAUAUUCUUCAGUUUGAAUGCUACCAUUGUUGGCUUAGCUGUUGAUUCUGAAGGACCUGAAAAUUUACCUUGGUGUCUUGGUCUUGGGAUUGUGAGGGGAAUUGACACAGUCAAAGGUGUGCUUUAUGUCAUUACUCCUGUACCACAUAAUUCUCUCGAAAAAGUCAACGUCUUGCUACAGGGUUAUAUCCAAAUUCCAUCUUGUUUAUUGCAGGUUCAGGGAUGCAUCUCACCUUACAUGUCAGCAAAUACUUUGACUUUGACUUCAAACUAGUUAUUCAUGUGUUGGCAAGAGAACCAUUAUAGUAACAUAUUAACAGGGUAAUAGCCACCAUUCCCUUCACGGGUUAGAAGCAUCGUUCCAUGGAAGGACAUAUAUUGUAAUUUACAUAUGCCCCAGAGCAUUUUUUUUUUCUCUGUUCUUGAAAAUCCAAUUUUGUUUUCGGUUAUUUAUAUUCAGUUACUAUUACUUGCGGUAUGUUUAAUUCCUUUCAAGCUUGGGAAUGUGAUGGCCAAGUCUGACAAAUGUCAUUUAAAGAAUAUGGCCCUUGAUUUAAGGUUCUUUGCAUAGAACAAUGGAUGGAUUUUUCAAGUUUCCAGUGUUGAAUGAAAUGAUACAAAUAAUUAUUAUUUUUAAGCAGGAAAA
Glycine soja is the source of this 1684-nucleotide messenger RNA. Its product is annotated as polynucleotide 5'-hydroxyl-kinase NOL9-like. The coding region runs from base 194 to 1312 and encodes 372 amino acids. Gene Ontology annotation, cellular component: nucleus. The transcript has 9 exons. Gene Ontology annotation, biological process: cleavage in ITS2 between 5.8S rRNA and LSU-rRNA of tricistronic rRNA transcript (SSU-rRNA, 5.8S rRNA, LSU-rRNA). The record is from RefSeq and is a predicted model, not a curated record. Lineage: Eukaryota; Viridiplantae; Streptophyta; Magnoliopsida; Fabales; Fabaceae. Gene Ontology annotation, molecular function: polynucleotide 5'-hydroxyl-kinase activity.